GAAUAAGCAUUUAUUAAGUAUCUAUUAUAGGCUGAGUUCUGGGCUAAAUACUUGACAAAUACCUCAUUUGAUAAGAGGUACAUCCAACUCUGGGAGGUAGAUGCUAUUUCUAUCCUUAUAUUACAGUUGAGGAAACUGAGGCAGGCAGAGGUUAAGUGACUGUCCAAGAAUACACACACCUUGUGUAUGAGGCUGGUUUUGACUGAGAGAAAGAGGAGAAGGAAAAGGAAGAGAAAUAAAAUGUACAUAAAGUCUAGUAUGUGCCCGACACUAUGUUAAGCAAUUCACAAUUGAUCCUUAUUUGAUCCCCCAGGAUGCUGAGAGGUAAGUGCUAUAAUUAUUCCCAUAUAGGGACAGCCAGUAGAUAAGAGCACCAGCCCUGAAGUCAGGAGGAUCUGAGUUCAAAUCUGACCCCAGAUACUUCCUAGCUUGUGUGACUCUAGGCAAGUCACUUCACCCCAAUUGCCUCAGCAGAAAAAUAAAAAAAUAUUUAUUUGUAUUUAUUAUCCCUAUUUUCCAAGCAAACAGACGUUAAGGAGGAAGCCGAAAUUUGACUUCGGAUCUUCCUUUCUCCAGCUUGAGAAGUUUGUGAUCUGCACAGUUGGAGAGACACAUAAAGGGAUGAAAUUUGGGAUCCUCCGGGAUCGCCGUAAACUGCCUUGAGACCCAAAGGGCCUGGAUUCUCACGCUGAUCCUGAACAAGGAAAAGGAACCUUUAUCCACUUUCUUCUCGGCUUCCCUGGCCCCAGGGCCAACCCGGACGCUGCGUAUGAAAGAACCAAGAAAGUCGAAGCGGCCUCCAGCUCAGGCAGGAUUUCCCGAGCUCAAGAGCUUCCGAGGGCUUUGUGAUCGCCUAUCUCCGGAGAGACGCCUGAAUGGUCGCCCUAGCAACGCAAACAAAGUCAAAGAAUACUACCUCCGAUAAAUUCAAUUCGUUUUAAAGGGUUCAGAGCGCGCGCCCUCUUUGCCUUUCUUGCAGCAGCUAUUUGCGCAACCCCCAAAGGGCUGAAGCUGUGCUUUUGAGGAGUCACUGUAUCCCGGAGCUGGUGGGUGAGUCCGGGCAUGGGGAACAGCCAGGUUCUUCGGCAGCUGGAAUCUAUAUUGGAUAACAUAGAAGAACCUAUACAUCUUUAGGUGAUCUCUUGAGGAGAAGCAUUGUUAGCAAUUACUUCAAAAUGUCCGGGUUACAAUCUACAUCCCAGAGGACACUGGACAAUGGUGAAGAACCCCAAAAUAAAGUUUUCAACACCAAUUCGUUCCUCAUGGCUAUCGAAUUUCCAGUUAAGUCCGUAGUCCGAAAGGUUGCCUCAGAUGAGGGGGAAAAUCCUUUCCACCUUUCCUCAGACACCGACUUCUUCUUGCUUCGGGAAAAAGAGAGGGAAAAGCAUCAGUUGGAAAGGGAGGCAAAGAAAACCUUGAAAGUCUUUGAGAAGAUGACCUAUUCCUCGAAGAUAGCCGCCAAGGGCACUAACCUUCGGAGACAGCUACAAAAGGAAGAUAACUUGGACGAACAAGCUCUGCAGGCUGAGGCCCAGCAUUUCCGAGACCUUCGAGACAGUGCCACUUGGAAAAUUGCUGUCACCAAAGAUAAAAGAAUUGAGAGAGAGAGCUUGGCCACUUACAUCGAAAAGAAUCGAAAAAUGUUUCUGAUCCAGUAUGCCCUGGAAAUGAAGAAAGAGGAGAUCCUGAGACUGGAAAUGUUGGCCACCAAGGAAGAGAUGAAGCUGAAGAAGGCAGAAAAAUUCCUAGAGAAAGACGCGACUCUGUUUGAUGAGUUCCUGAAGGAGAACGAUAAGAACUCCGUGCAGGCCAUGAGAACGGCGGAAAAGGAAGCCAAAGCAAAGAUAGAGAAGAUCGCUGAAAUCCGAGAGAUCACAGCACAAAUCUUAAUGAUUAAAAGUGAAAUCUCCAAGUUUGAAGACAACGUCCAGAUUUACAAACUCUAUAAGGAGUUCCUCUAUAAGCUGUCCCCCAAGGAGUGGUUGAUGACCCAUGCCAAGAAGUUUUUGGCCCGUGCUGCUGCCGCGAUGGCCUCAAGCCCUCGCAAAGAUAGUAUUCCAUUUUUGUCCUUGGAUAGAGAUUGGAUCAAGAAACUCACCCCAGCCAUCUCCCCUUCAAACUUCCCCCCAGCCUCCCUGAGUGAGAUGAUAAUUAACAAGGAGGACAAAUCCUCCCCAACACCAUCAUCAUCCCAGGAUUUACAGCCUCUGUUCAAAAUCAGUUCCACGAAAAAAGGGUCCCCUCCGCAGUCCUCUGCCAGAAGCGAUGAAACUGAAAGUGAUGAUGAGCUGGACCUGUACUUCACAGACCCCCAACAGCUGCUGGAAAUUUUCACUCAGCUGGAGGAACAGAACCUCUCUCUGAUUCAGAACUCCCAGGAGAUAGAGGAAACCCUGGAUGAGAUCGACAUUUCCCUGAGAAGCACUCGGAACAAAAUGGAUCGGGAAAUCAACCAGCUUAAGCUACUGUCAAAUUCCCUGAUGAACUCCAUAGCGAAGGAAGAGGAGAUUGCUGCAGAUCUGCAACUCAAAUCUCGUGUCUUCUCUUUUGGCAAGUAUAAGGUUGAUUACCAGAACAAUAUGUUGGCCAGCCUGAACAAAAAGGUGAUAGAAGUUUACCACCACUGCACUGGGGACUGUGAGUCCAGCCUGAGCACCUUGCAGAUGCUCACCAUUAUUGAGGAACAGCUAGACGAUCUCUUAGAGAAUCUGGAGAAGAUCCCAGCGUGGAAGAUUGAGCAGAUCGAGAAGAUCAAAGAAAAGGAGAGAAGGUUGAGAUUGAGGGAAGAGAAACUAAAAGUGCUUCAAAGUCUUCACGAGGAGCGGCUCCAGAGAGCCCUGGCCAGAGCCCAGGCAUCAAUCAAGAAAAAGACAGGCAGGAGGCUCAUGUUCCGCUCAGAGCCUGUGGACCACAAAGUCCGGGGCGAGGACACCAAUCGCAUGGACAACAAGGAGAAGGAAGAAAUGCUCUUCUUCUUCACUUAGCUCACACGCACACGCACAUGCACACGCACUCCCAUGGAGUUGGCUGAACACUUGUAAGAGAUGUAAACAAUCGAAGCAAACAGACUGCACUGGUUUACUUGUAUGUUUUAGAGUCGCUCCAACCCCCUUUCCCAGUGUCCCCGGACACACGUUCUUUCUGUGCUUGUAUUUAAACUAAAAUAAAAGUCCAUGCUCCUUUUGGUUGUGCAAGGAGGCCCCUUUAAAGAAGCCGAGAUUCUGUUAUAAAGUCUGGGGUCCUUUCUUCCUCCUCUGUAAUAAAGCCACCAUUUCCUAAGCAUUCUGUAAAAGCAGCGAGGAAAGAACAGAAAUGAUGCCUUAAGCUACAACUAUUCAAGGAGGAAAGGCAUCAGAGGAAGAGUCAAUGAAUAGGAAAGAUUCCCGAUUCUGGGCAGAUAUAUUUUCAAGCCCCAAGAGUCAUAGUUCCUUGUACUGUCAUGUAAAACUGCAAGUGCAAGACCAUUUUUUAAAAAGGCUUUAUUAAUUCAUCUGCACUAGGGGCUAUGUCCAUUGCCAGCAAUGAACCUCAAAGCCAAGAAAAAUCUGACCACUAGCAAUACGUGUCCCAUGUUAGCAACAUACACCCAUCCUGUAAGCCACAGCCACAAGCCUACUAAGGGGAGCAUCCUGACAGGGCACGAAGGAGCCCCGGCUCGUAGAGGAGAGGGAGCAGGAUGCUCUCUGGCCACACCGGCAGCGGCCAGCGGCCAGGGAGGCAACACGGAGUGCCUAUAAGGAGGAGGUGCACGAGGGCGACAGCCCCACCUGGAACUGGCUCAGAGAGGGUUUCGGGAAGUGCUGACAGCAGAGCAGAUGAGGACUCGCAGUGGAUUGCUGGAAUUGCUCCAAAGAGCACAAUUCUAAAAAUUCAAGAAAUGCAGAGUAGGAGGAAUCUGUAUUCCUUUCAGUUCCGAGAAACAAAACAGCAUCUUUACACAAGCAUAGACUUCCAAAGGCACAAGAAAAAAAAAGCAUUUCUGAACGACCCUGUGUGAAUUCCGUAACUGUAAAUAACAAAUAAAUAUGUGCAAGGUUAUAAAUUCAUGUCCUUUUGUAUGACAAGGCUUCCUUUGUAAAAAAUACUAUUUAUACAUAAUAUACAAAGCAUAUCUUUAGACCUCACAACAGGAA
Antechinus flavipes (yellow-footed antechinus) is the source of this 4133-nucleotide messenger RNA. RefSeq names its product cilia and flagella associated protein 100 (gene CFAP100). Lineage: Eukaryota; Metazoa; Chordata; Mammalia; Dasyuromorphia; Dasyuridae. The transcript has 16 exons. Bases 1176 to 2984 code for a protein of 602 amino acids. Gene Ontology annotation, cellular component: ciliary basal body. The record is from RefSeq and is a predicted model, not a curated record.